UUCCCUCUUUUACAAACCAAGGACACUCUUGCAUUGUCUGAAGAGCUUGCUGAGUUUGAGGGGUACUCUUCUCGGUUAACAACAUUAGAUUACACCGUCUGUGUUCAGAGCGAAGUGUUUGUGAUGACUCAAGGGGGGAACUUCCCUCACUUUUUGAUGGGACACAGGCGUUACCUGUUAGGAGGGAAUGCAAAGACAAUAAAACCCAACAAACGGAAGCUGGUCUUAUCUUUUGACGACCCAAAUAUCAGAUGGAGUCGAUUCAAGCACCACAUGCUGGAAAUACUGCACCAUAGUGACAUAAGGGGCAUCACAUUCAGCAAACCUAAUGAUUCCAUAUACACCUUCCCAAUGCCUGAUUGCAUGUGCCAGCAAGAUGGAAUAUGAUCUAGGCGUUAGCAUACAUAACUGAGGGAUGCAUUUCCUCUGCCUUUGUGCAACAAAGGCACCAAAGGCACGGCAUUGUUGACUGCAUGAUCAGGAUUUGAUGGUCAUGAUGAAAACUGGAGUGAAAUAAAGCAUUUGGUGCUUCUCAGGAGAUUCUGAAACCCUCUGGCAUACCCCAAACCGUUUGAUUCUGGAUAUAAUGGUCAAAAGGUGCCUAAUGACAAUGAAUUCCAUAGGAUCAGAAAUUGAGAGGAUGCGAGGGAUUUUGUAAAGUUAGUAAUCUAUAGGUAGUCCACCAUAUAGCAAUUUUCAUUUGUUCAAUCUGUCUGUAGGUUGUAAAGAGAAAAGAGCUACGAGAUUGGGUUGUAAAUAUGAGUACAACCUAAGUGCCUCGAUGUAUAUUCGAAAAACAAGGGCUAACAACAACAAAGAAAGGAAAUUUUUAGUAUAUCA
Triticum aestivum (bread wheat) is the source of this 840-nucleotide messenger RNA. Its product is annotated as O-fucosyltransferase 9. Lineage: Eukaryota; Viridiplantae; Streptophyta; Magnoliopsida; Poales; Poaceae. The record is from RefSeq and is a predicted model, not a curated record.